This is a messenger RNA of Cutaneotrichosporon cavernicola, 540 nucleotides long. RefSeq lists its product as uncharacterized. The transcript has 3 exons. NCBI's taxonomy places the organism in Eukaryota, Fungi, Basidiomycota, Tremellomycetes, Trichosporonales, Trichosporonaceae. The record is from RefSeq and is a predicted model, not a curated record. Bases 1 to 540 code for a protein of 179 amino acids. Gene Ontology annotation, cellular component: cytosol. Gene Ontology annotation, molecular function: protein-disulfide reductase activity.
AUGCCUGCGCCCACCGAGAUUCCCAACACUGCCGCGCUAGACACGCUGCUCGCCUCCCUCAAGCCGGGCCAACUCGCCGUCCUCGACUUCCACGCUGUCUGGUGCGGCCCAUGCAAGUUCAUUGCGCCAGUGCUGGCCCGCAUUGCCACCUCGUACCCUGACAUCGUGGUGGCCAAGAUUGACGUCGACAAGAACAAGGAGCUCGCCAAGCGGUACAGCGUCACAGCCAUGCCGACGUUCAAGUUUAUCAAGAAUGUCGACGGCAAGCCCACGGUCGUCGAGACUAUGCGCGGGGCAGAUGCCAAGGGCCUCGUCGCGAAUGUUGGCAAGCAUGCUUCGGCGCCGCCGACUGAGGAGGUGAAGAUUGACGACCUUGCCCAGCCGGGGCUGCCGCCAGUUCUGCGAAUGCUCAUAAUUAGAGAUAGGCUGUUGCAUGCUCGCCUUACCUUUGCAUUACAAUGUAUCUAUACGUGCUUGCACCACAUUGUCCGCUGCGUUGCAGUCAGUCACGACCGGCUCCCAAGCCAGGUUUGCCGUUGA